CACGUACACAACUCAAUCAAGCCACAGCUGUACUGAGCGCUUCAAUGCUGCUCUUCUGUCCACGGUGGUGCAAAAUUAACUGGGGAUGGAUAUAGAUGAAGCUUUUCAGUCUGUAGGAGAAUUCGGAAAAUAUCAGAAACGACUUACAGCUCCGAUCAUUUUGCUACAGGAACUACGGAUUUGGGACAUGCAAUUAAGCGUUGGGUACAGGGGGGCAAAAAUAACAAAAUAUACAGGCCCUUUUAAGCAGUCAAGAUUUGCCCAAGCAGCUUGCUUGAAUCCUGACCAGAGCACACAACUCCACAAGAUUUACAUGGCCUGUCAGUCCAUGCUGAUUGUACUCGUUGGAGCAGAGCCAGAGUAUCGUGUAGACAAGGAAGAAACUCCAAGCUCCCCCGAGGACCUCAUUAAACAUGUGAUUUUUAAAGAGGACCUCGAUUCCAUUGUAACUGAGUGGUUUCUCAUCAAGCACCAAGCCUAUAAAGUGAGCCUUGCUGGAUCUCUGUUUUUUGCUGGAGUUCUCAUUGGUAAUAUUCUGUUUGGACCUCUUUCUGACAAGAUUGGAAGGAAACCGGUCUUUCUUACAUGUUUGCUGCUUGAGGUCAUUUUCGGAUAUGCAACAGCAUUUGCCCCAAACUAUGAAUUUUUUGCUGCUUCUCGUCUGUUUGCGGGUAUUGUGAAUGGCGGAAUGGCAUUGGUUUCUUUUGUACUUACCCAGGAGUACGUAGGCAAAUCAUACUGGGCAUUAACUGGCACCUUGACCAAUAUGAUGUUUGCAGUUGGAAUAGCUGUGUACGCUGCAAUGGGUUACCACCUCCGGCAAUGGCGCACCCUGGCAAUGGCUGCCAAUACCCCUGGGGUCCUGUUUUUUUUUCUCUGUUUAUCGCUGCCAGAGUCUCCUAGGUGGCUGUACUCUCAUGGAUUCACGGAUAAAGCUGAGGAAGUGAUGCAGGAGAUGGCGAUUAGAAAUGGAAACAGAGUGACAAUCAAACUGAAAAUGUGUGCAGGGACAGCAAAGAUGGGGGAGUCGAGCCCCAGCCUCCUGGACCUGGUAAAGCACCCCAUCCUGCGCUGGCGCACUGUCAUCUUGAUGUAUGUGUGGUAUGUCUGCAGUCUGGUCUAUUAUGGAUUAACAAUGAGCGCGAAUGAUCUGAAAGGAAACCGUUACUUGAAUGUUGCAAUGUAUGGGCUUGUGGAGCUGCCAGCUUACCCACUCUGCAUGUACUUCAUUAACAAGUCCUGGGCAGGAAGACGAAAAACUACAUCUGGAUUUUUGGUGUUUGCAGGAUGUUCUUGUAUGAUUACAGUGUUUUUACCAGAACAUUCUGGUUCAUGGUUAAAUACAACUUCCUUGGCUUUGCUAGGCAAACUAACUGUCAGUGCAGCCUUCAACAUUGUGUAUAUCUACACGUCAGAACUUUACCCAACAGUAGUGAGGAAUGCUGGGCUUGGGGUUUGCUCUAUGUCUUGCCGUACUGGAGGAAUUUUAGCUCCAUUUGUGCCUUCAAUGAAAACUCUCAAUCAAUCUAUGCCUUACAUGGUGUUUGGUCUAAGUGGAAUAUCUGCUGGUUGCCUUGAACUUCUCCUGCCAGAAACACUCAACAAACCCAUUCCUGAGACCAUGGAUGAUCUUCAGACUGCAACAUACCAACGCCUAGAAGAGAAAAGGGUACUGUGGAAGUCACGGUGAUCUGUUUUUUACUCGUAUGUUACUGGCAUACAUUGUAUUUUUCCGACAGGUUUACCCUCGAGAUGAAAACCGUUCACCUACCGAAAAGUGAACUGCAGUGGAGUCAACGGUAGCUUUCCCUGUGGACCGUGGAGCUGAGAGGAGGGGAUGGGAGGAUGGGGGGUGGGGAACAUUCCAAGGGAGCCGAUUCUAGCGCAGGGGUGUCCAAUCACAGUCAAAGAGGGCCAUUCCACUCCACGUUUAACAGGUAAAAUGACAUAAUUAACUACU
This is a messenger RNA of Polyodon spathula (Mississippi paddlefish), 1960 nucleotides long. RefSeq names its product solute carrier family 22 member 15 (gene slc22a15). Gene Ontology annotation, molecular function: transmembrane transporter activity. Gene Ontology annotation, biological process: transmembrane transport. NCBI's taxonomy places the organism in Eukaryota, Metazoa, Chordata, Actinopteri, Acipenseriformes, Polyodontidae. Bases 86 to 1690 code for a protein of 534 amino acids. The transcript is spliced from 13 exons. The record is from RefSeq and is a predicted model, not a curated record. Gene Ontology annotation, cellular component: membrane.